AUGCUUAAAGGUUUCAAGCGAUCGGGUAGAGACAGUGGCAGCAAGAGCAGAAUCACAUCUGCAGACAUAUCUUCCCCCACAGCAGACCACAGUAAUGUUGCAAAACACAUGAAAACCAUACCAAUUCGUUCAGGCUCGUCUGCUUCGACACAAUCUAAUCGGACAUCGAAAAGCACGGCCAACUCUGACAAGGUGAUCAAAGCUCUCUACAACUAUCAGGCCCAGUCCCCUCGCGAACUCUCGUUUGUGAAAGGCGAGUUCUUCAUAGUACAGACUGAAGACAAGGAAUGGUACGACGCAGCAAGUCCCAAUGACCAGCGCAGAGGAAUGGUACCAAAAAGCUACUUCGAGACAUUCUCCAGAGGACGUUCAGACUCAUAUGGGAUCGCCAGCAGCCAGUCUCUUACGCAACCAAAAAUGCAAACUCAGGGCCUUGAGAAGGGUCAAAACAAUGGCCAAAGACCCGGGUCGUUAUAUGCAAUUGUCCUGUACGAUUUCCGUGCCGAAAAAUCUGACGAGCUGACGACUUACGCAGGUGAGAACUUGUUCAUAUGCGCCCAUCACAAUUUUGAAUGGUUCAUUGCCAAGCCGAUAGGCCGACUGGGAGGACCGGGCCUCGUGCCGAUUGGUUACGUUAGUAUAAUCGACAUUGAUACGGGCUACGCCACGGGCAGCGACAUCAGCGAAGAUAUACAAUCCGCGAAUUUACCCACCGUGCAGGAAUGGAAAUCGAACGUUGCAAAAUACAAAGCUAGUAACAUAUCCUUGAGCUCGCCUGAAAUGAAGCUACAGCAGCGUACAAGUUCCUACGCGGGUUCUGGAGGCAAUCCUGGAGCACCAAGUCACAACUCGUACUUCAGCUCGACGAUUACACACGCAGCUGUAGAUUCGUUCUCUUUGGAGGGUGACAAGUUCUGGUUUAAUGUGGUGUGCGAGCUUUCUGACGGAAGAGCACGCACUCUGAAAAGAUAUUAUGAGGACUUUUAUGACUUGCAAGUCAAACUUUUGGACACAUUCCCUGCAGAAGCUGGCAAACUCAGAGACGUACGAGGUCAAUGGACAAAGCGUAUUAUGCCAUAUAUACCAGGUCCGGUACCGUACGUCACAGACUCGAUCACCAAGAAACGGAAGGAGGAUCUGAACAAGUACGUGCGCGAUCUGAUCGGACUGCCCAUGCACAUAUCUCAAUGCGAUACUGUCCGAUCGCUUUUCGAUAUAAGGAAAAAUGGGUUUGAUCAAGAAUUCGCCCAGGAGCCAACAGUGACGCUCAACCAUUUAUCAGGUACGACCGAGAGAUCAAAUAAUGCUUUUCCCGGGGCCAAGGUAGCCGAAGACUCAACUCUUACAGGCGAGGAACUCAAGGUUUACGAAAUGAUGAAUGAACUCUCGCUAAGAAAUACCAAACCACAUUCUCGACCACCAAGCGUGUCUCCACCACAGAUGAAGCCCACAAAAAUAAAGUUCUUUUAUAAAGACGACAUUUUUGCUCUGCUGCUCGAUACUAACAUAACAUACACCGAACUGCGUGUCAGAAUUGCACCAAGAAUUGAGAGCCCUGCUUUCAAACUAUACGUGAAGCUCGACAAUUCUGUCGGCGAGGAGGUAACAGGCGAUUAUCAGGUCUCCGAGGUGGUGCGUGGGAGGCUUAAGAUCCUAGUUGAGGAUGCGUGA
Messenger RNA from Lachancea meyersii CBS 8951, 1671 nucleotides. The record is from the annotation of a GenBank genome assembly. Lineage: Eukaryota; Fungi; Ascomycota; Saccharomycetes; Saccharomycetales; Saccharomycetaceae.